AUGGCAAGGCGCACGCUGGGACUUCCUGACAGGAAGGAACCUCCAGCCCCGUUUGGCGCCCACAUUGACAACCCAGAGGAGCUUGUCAAGCGUUUGUCCAAGAAAUGGAACGGCACACAAGUGAUAGAGUCCCUGAAGUACAAAUUGAAGGAGUAUGAAUCCAGAUAUGGGGUAUUCGACGAAAAUAAGAACAGACAUGGUGACAAGGAGCUUGCGAUUCUGCAGAAGGUCGUCGAAGAUGGUGAAGUUGCGGAGAGCAUGCAGCCAUCUGAGCAGGCAACAGUCAACAUUCUGCAGCAUGGCUUUCGAGACUACAUUGACUUUGCCCUAGAUGAGUUGGGGCGACAUGCCCGGCUUGUGAGAACUGUCACAGACGACGAGGGCUUCAGCUGGAGUAGACAAGGCGAUGCCUCUUAUAAUCCGGGUUUGAAGUGUUCGACAGUUGAGAAUGCUGUGGGCAAUGACAUGGACAGAACCUCGCCUCCCAAGCCUUUCACAGAAUCCAGCCAAAGACUGACUGACUUCGGAGAGGAUGCUUGGUGGUUUACUGAUCCAGCCCCAGGCAGCAAAGGAUUUUCCGCUGCCAAAAAACGCGAUCUUUUUGAAAAGGAUCCCGUGCAGAAGCCUGCCAGACCAGUGUUGGACUCUCCGCAGUUGGUGCCAGGGAGGUUCAGUCUCAUUUGA
Messenger RNA from Durusdinium trenchii, 684 nucleotides. NCBI's taxonomy places the organism in Eukaryota, Dinophyceae, Suessiales, Symbiodiniaceae. The record is from the annotation of a GenBank genome assembly.